UCAUUGUUCGAGGGGGCGGGGGAGAGGAGCGCGACACUGUCAGAAAGAGGAAAUCUAACAAGUGAGAGAACUGUUGCAUUUCGGUAAAGACGUUUACCAGUAGAUUUCAAGAUCAAAAGUCUACAAAAUGUAUCGUUAGAAUAUUUUGGACCAUAGAAAGGACGUGAAAAGUUAAUUAGUUAAGUCACUGUCUAUUUGCCUCGGGUGUUGAUGGCCGGGUGAUCUGUUACGCACUGACUGAAAAAAAGAACACUCGGCGCACGACGGCUCAUUGUAGUAGGCUAGCCUUUAAUCAGAGUGAUGAGUUUGUGGUUUACGACAACAAUUUUGGUCAAAUUAGAAAAAAACGGAAAGUGGACUUGCUGUUAGUUUUCGAGUUCGUAGGACUAUUCUAUAGCUUGGCAUCUCACCAGGGCGAAAGUGAGGAUGAGCUGUCCUCACAGAUUUCUCGACCACGUUGAAAGUCUGACUGCACUUGGCUGAGAAAAUCCCCAUACCACGUCGUAUCGCAGAUUAUCGACACUUCUAUUGAGCAGCUAGGAGGAAAAGAAUGCUCCUGGCACAAGAUGUCUGAUUCGGAAGCAAACAGUGGAACCUGAGAUAUUCUCUGCUACGACUCAGCGCGCCACAAAAAACAGAGGAACAAGUUUUCAUGAGGAACAGAACAUUUUCUCAACACUGUGUUUUGAUAAAUACUGACUUUAAAAUAUAUAUAUAUCUGAGAGGGGAAUGUGUUAGUCUACCCAUGAGGAAAACACACCCAGGAUUAAGCAAAUUAAAAAUACAUAGAGAAAGAGAAGGACAAGGAAAGAGGAAGGAAAAAAAGACCAGAGAUUGAAGCAUUUUUUUCAUUCCCUUCCACUGAUCCUUGGACCAGACAAAACCUCUCUGCCUCCUCCCCUUUCCCCCUCAGCGCCUCUCUCUCACCAUCUUUCCCCUUAGUCCCGGUUAUCCCAGAGUUCAUUCUGGCCGGCACCACCAUUCCGGCCAAGGGGGAGGAGGACUUCCUUACGCUGGCCGCCACCCGGCUCAGCCGCAGGAAACGUGUCAUCGGGGCAGGAGUGGGCGUGGCCAUGGUGCUGGUGCUGCUGGUUGCCAUCCCCUUAUUGGUUCACACCACCAAAGGGGGCGCGUCUGGGGGUGGGAGCACCCAUUAUGAGAUGCUCGGCAGCUGCAAGAUGGUGUGCGACUCUUUCACCCCCCCACAGGGAAGCCACGAGCUGACUGCUGUCUCCCCCCAACCCCCAGACUUCACAGGGAGAAGGGGCAAAUCUGGGUUUCGUGGGAGCCCUGGACCUCCUGGCCCCCCAGGCCCCAGAGGUCCCCCUGGAGAACCAGGCAAGCCAGGCCCCCCUGGGCCCGCCGGCCCUGGCCCAGGGGGCUACGUCCCCUCCUUCUAUAGCCCCAAGAUUGCCUUCUAUGCAGGCCUCCGUAAACAGCAUGAAGGGAGUGAAGUGUUGAGGUUUGACGACGUGGUGACAAAUGUGGGGAACUACUAUGAACCCAGCACUGGCAAGUUCACCUGCCCUCUACCUGGCAUCUACUUCUUCACCUACCAUGUCCUGAUGAGGGGCGGAGACGGGACCAGCAUGUGGGCCGACCUGAAGAAGAAUGGACAGGUGAGGGCCAGUGCCAUAGCCCAGGAUGCUGAUCUGAACUAUGACUACGCCUCCAACAGUGUCAUCCUGCACCUGGACGUGGGGGACGAAGUGUGUGUGCAGCUCGAUGGGGGCAAAGUCCACGGAGGAAACACCAACAAAUACAGCACCUUCUCUGGCUUCCUCAUCUACCCUGACUGAUGGCAUUCAUGCGUUACACACACACAAACAUACAACCACACAAACAAUCUCCCAGGCAAACAUAUACAGCACCUUCUUCGGGAUUCUCAUCCAACCUGAUUCUCUAAACCUCUCUCUCUCUCUAUUGCUAAAACACACACAUUAUUUAAAGAAACAGAUGCAGUGGGAAAAGGAAAAUGUAUAUUUGCUCUGUGUUUUUUAUGUCUUUAAAAGUUUGGAUAGUGGCCGAACCAUAACAUUCCAAACCAAAUGCAGUUACAAGGCAUCUAAUGUGCAAGUGUGUAUAUAGAAAUGUUAAUUUAAUAUACACAUCCACAUGUCCAUUCGUUUGUCGUGCUGCAGCACCCUCACUUCCCACGGCUAUGGGUCCGGUCCGCCUGCAGGUCUAAAAAAAGUAUAUAUUUUACAUUUCAUUUUUUUUUUAUUAGUAUUACUGUGUUGUGUAAUUCUCAUGAUAUCCCUGAAUCACAGAUAUUUAAAUUAAACUAGCAUGUAAGUAUGUGGUGAUAAACAAGAAUUAUGUCAAGACAAAAAAAGAUAUAAUCUUGAUAUUGUGUAUAUUCUUAAAGUUACAUACACUCCCCUCCAUAUGUAUGUGGACAGUGAAGGAUUUUUUUUUUAAUCCAGCAUUUUAGAUUUGAGAUAGAAUGUUUCAUGUAAGGCAACAGUGCAGAAUGUCACCUUUUAUUUUAGGGUUAUUUUCAUACAUAUCCGUUUUACCUUUUAGAAAUCAAAGCGCUUUAUGUAUCAAAGCACUUUAUGUAUCCAUUUGAAUAAGUCAUAAGUAUUUGUACAAAUUCACAUAUUGUGUAUUAAAGUAGUCAAACGCUAUAAGUAUUUGGUCCCAUAAUCCUUGCACACAAUGACUACAUCAAGCUUGUGAUUCUAAAAACUUGUAUGCAUUUGCGAGUUUUUUUGUGUGUGUUUUGGAGAAAACAAAUUGCCCAAUAGGGACUAGAUACAAAGAGAUAGCCUAUGCAUGAAAAUACCCUCAAAUAAAAGGUGACAUUCUGUACUGUUGCCUCAUAUGAAACAUGUGUUCUCAAAUCCAAAAUGCUGGAGAAUAGAGCCAAAUAAAAAAAUGCAGCUUCACUGUCCAAAUACAUACGUAUGGAGUGGAGUGUAUAUAUUCACUUCUGAUGCACACACAUCUGUGUAUGUGAUCAGGUAUGUGGAAGCAUACAUUACUCAUGCACACACACACAGAAAUGCACACACACACACACACACAGAAAUGCACACAAACACAGACAGAAAUGCACACACACACACACACAGUGAUUAAUCGACUUCCCCUAUCUAGUGUUGCAUUGACAGGAGCUGACCAUUUCGACCACCAGUGUGGAAUUGAGUAAAAUCGUCUCAGAAUGCAGACUGUAAAUCGAACACUUCGAGCUUGGCUGCGGGGCCUCCCGCCUCCCUUCUUCGCUCCGAGAUGGAUUUCCAAUACGGCUGAAGACACAAAACGAGAAAAGUCAUGAAUAUAUUGAUCGGAGCUGAUAAUACACGCAACAUCACGAACAUCAUCCAGUAUGGUGUGUGUGUGUGUAAAGAUAAGUAUCAUGUUGUUGUUAGUUUUACCCACAUGGCCCCUGGCUACAGCUAUGGGGGUGUUCCUAACACACAGGAUAUCAACGAUGAGGCUUAUGGCAGACAGAUACAGUAUUUUUCCAGACCUUAUGGCGGAUGAUAGAGCAUCAUCAUGUUCCACUAAUGAUCCUGUGUAUAAACCCUCAACUGUUGGCAGGACUACUAUAGGAUUACUAUUCCUAUAUUCACUUUACAUUCAAUUGAUAACAUAGCAAUUUAAAAUGGGUGUCAAAGGCAUACACAGAGAUGGAGCUUUAGAUCAUACUGGUUAUUUGUAUAUAGAUGAGUCUUCUUUUCUUCAAAGGUAAAGCAGACGGUUUGUUUACAGUGUGGAUAUGGACAUUGAGGAUUCAUCUUGUACUCUGUACAGAACUAGUUUCAAAUUUUCAAAUAUAUGCUACCGUAGAGUGUCUUCAAUGGAAAUGUGCAUCUUUGUGUGUUUUAUUGAAUGUACCAUACAUUACUAAUUGUAAAUGCAAUCCAAAUAUGCAGGUUCAGGUUGAUGCUGUCGGUCAAAGAUGUUAUGCAAACACUUGACACAGUGGCAACGAGAAUCUAUAAUGUUUCACUUGUGUUAUCGAUCAGAAUGGAUUUCAUGGCGGUUUUAGUGUGGCGACAUAGUUAUCUUGUCAUACCAUAACAAAAUACAACUAACUAUCUUUACAUCAAUGUAAAUGCCCUGCCUAGACAAUACCAUGAAAAACAGAUCCUCAUGACACGCAUCUGUAGUUAGAGCAUCAUACAUGUACCUAAUGUAAGUAGUUGUACAUGUUACAGGACUUCAGAGGAGGGCUCUAUUGUAACAAGUAGUUGUAUUAGGAAAACCCCUGAAUAAACCACUGCUGCAGCAGGGAUGAUACUGCUACACCAUGUGUGUGCAUUAAUGUUACAACCCAGUAAACCGGUGUGUGUGUCGAGUCUCAGGUCCAACUACAGGACAGAGCUUUGGGCUUGAUCUAGAGACAGAACACUGGUUAUUAUCAAACUGCAUCAGUCAGAUGAAAACAUUAUUCCUGUAUUAUACCUUAACGGACAGUAUUGCAACAACCAUCUACCAUCUCAUUUACACCAACGUAAUGUACAGAUUAGUUUGUGUGUGAGUGUACAUGACCUUCCUCUGUGUCAUGCUGCAUUCUGCUGUGUUCCCUGGCACUAAACAAUGUUAAGUAACUUACUGUUGAAAAAGAAACCUGAUCUUUGUUUUUGAACAGUAUGAAUUGAUUGUUGUCACUGUACCUUGCAAGCUGAGCUGUGUGUGUAUAUCUUAUGUAUAAUACUAAAAACUCAGCCCUAAGACUAUAUCUAAGACCUACAAUAAACCAAUGUGAAGAUG
Molecule: messenger RNA, 4722 nt
Organism: Salmo salar (Atlantic salmon)
Lineage: Eukaryota; Metazoa; Chordata; Actinopteri; Salmoniformes; Salmonidae
Source: RefSeq, a predicted model, not a curated record